Messenger RNA from Aspergillus heteromorphus CBS 117.55, 1643 nucleotides. It is a transcript of the gene mdm12, whose product is annotated as ERMES complex subunit MDM12. Lineage: Eukaryota; Fungi; Ascomycota; Eurotiomycetes; Eurotiales; Aspergillaceae. The transcript has a single exon. Bases 147 to 1442 code for a protein of 431 amino acids. Gene Ontology annotation, cellular component: ERMES complex. Gene Ontology annotation, molecular function: lipid binding. The record is from RefSeq and is a predicted model, not a curated record. Gene Ontology annotation, biological process: mitochondrion organization; phospholipid transport.
AUUAUUCUUCGGAACCAACCGGUCAACUAACUGCCCCCCCCUUAUCUUUCUGGCAUUUUCUCGGAGUUUAGAAUCCCGUUGGACUCGCUUCGCCGUUGUCGUCGCAUCCAUCAAGGUUUCCCUACUGAGGUCGUUGUGCACAUGUAAUGUCCAUUGAAGUCGACUGGGGCACCGCGACCUCGGGUCCGGACAGAGAAGCACUGGCCGAGCGCAUCCGCUCCUUCAUCCAUGACAAAUUCCAACAAGUGGCUCUGCCGCGCUUCAUCCGAUCCGUUCAGGUUCAUUCGUUCGACUUUGGCACCACCCCGCCGGAUCUCGAGAUCAAGGACUUCUGCGAACCGUUCGCCGACUUCUAUGAGGAGGAUGAGGAUGAUGAUACCUCCGUCUCCGGACACAGUGCGCAGUGGCAUGGGUCUCAUUCGGACCUUGACGAGUCCCCUUUCCGGGACGAGAGCCCUCUGAAUCAACCUCUCCGUGAUCCUUUCAAUGACCGGGCACAUCCCGCCACUGUGCGGCCUCCGAUUACUCUCGGAGAUCAUCUCAACCCGCAUUUCCUGCCUCGCACCGGCACCCCAGGUAUCCCCGGGGGGACAUCGACCCUGGGCUACCACCUGAUGUCUCUUGGUGGUCUUUCUGGGACGCAGACUCCCCUCACGGCAGUCGCAGGUGGAACCCCGUUCGCAAGUGGGUGGAGCGAUUCAAGAAUGAUGGGGCCUGGGGGCAGGGGCCGUCCGCCUGCUCCAGCCUUCGCCGCGGCGCACCAAUCACGCCCGGAGGCCGACAUUGAUGACAGCAAUCCCACUUCGCGUCCGUCAACAUCCAGCAUGCCCCCGUCUCAUCUGUCCGGGUCAAACAAGAGCGAGGGGGGUGCGGCAGGCAGUAUUGAUCAUGGCUCGCAUCCAGAGGACAAAGACCUCGAUGACCCCACCUCGGGUGAGCCGUUGCGGUUCCCUCGGAUGAGGGAGCGGAGGCCCGAAGAUUUCCAAAUCCUGUGCCAUGUCAAGUAUGCGGGCGACGUGCAUCUGUCAUUGACCGCAGAGAUUCUGCUGGACUAUCCUAUGCCAAGCUUCAUGGGACUGCCGCUGAAACUAAAUGUUACCGGGAUCACCUUCGACGGGGUGGCCGUGGUCGCGUACAUCCGCAAUCGAGUCCACUUCUGCUUCUUGUCUUCAGAGGACGCGGACGCGUUGGUUGGGUCCGAUCAACAGGAUGUAGGGGGCCAGACCGAAUAUUCACGGCCAGGCGCGGAUAGUACGGCCUCUGCAAAGCGACAGGGUGGUUUGUUACAGGAGAUCCGGGUUGAGAGUGAAAUCGGUCGCAAGGAGGAUGGGAAGCAGGCCCUCAAGAAUGUCGGCAAGGUGGAACGGUUUGUUCUUGCCCAGGUGCGGCGGAUCUUCGAGGAGGAGUUUAUCUAUCCAAGCUUCUGGACAUUCCUUGUCUAACGAUUCAGGAUGGACUUUUCGGAAUCAAGACAUUCUCUCUCUCUCUCUCUCUCUCCCCAUGACAUAUUGGAAAUGUACUUUGUUUCACCAUAGCACAUUUGAUCUGAAUUUCGUGCAUGUAUAUCCCUUAUCUUAGCGCAAGCUGUAUCUAUCUUGGUAUUAUCUUCAGCAGCAAUGACAUCAAGCAGAGGCAAGGCUGGC